GCAUUUACCGUCGGUUAGUCUUCCUCCACUUUUGAAGUCUCCGCGUUUUCUUAGCUCUGAAGCUGUUCUUCUCUCUCCUACCUCUGCUUUGCCUCACAGUGGAUUCGUGGAAUUCCUUCCAUACUCAAAUAUUUACAGAACUUAAGAAAAUAUCUUUAGCACUAGCAUGGGCUCGAUCAAUUUUGUCAUUAUCUUUUGUCAAUUCUUCAAUGUCCUUGCUUGGCCAUCAAUUCCUCUGAUGUUUCCCCUGUAUGCUUCGAUUCGAGCAAUAAAAUGUGAUCAAGAAUCAGUCUAUCAGCAAUGCCUCAAAUAUUGGGUAUUGUUUUCCAUGGCCACAAUCUUUGAAUGCGCACUUUCAAAGCUUCUUGUAUGGCUCUAUGUUUGGCCCUAUAUAAAAGGAGUAGCCACCGUCUUGCUCAUAGUUCCUUCAUUUGCUGGUGCUUCUUAUGUCUACACACGCUUUGUUCAUAUAGCUGAGGAUUCAUGUUUCCGGGAUAUGCUGCUCAUUCCAGAAUCAAUCACAAUUGAGCAGAAUGAAUUUUCUGAUCAAGCAAGUAGUCAUAUAAGUGAGAAUGGAGAAGAAGAAUCAGAAAACUGUGUGUCUUAUGAGCUAUCUGGAAUGGCAGCAAAAUUAAGAAACGAACCUGGGACGGUAAGUAAUGAGGUUGGGACAAUAGAUACCGACCAUACAAUGAUAGGUGUUUUGUUGCAACCGGGAUGUCUGAAGAAAGUCCAGAGGGAGUGGAGCUGUCCCCUUUGUCUGAUAAUCACUACCAGCGCGAAAGAUUUGAGGAUGCACAUUCGAGGAAAGAAGCACAAGUUGAAGAAAAUGGAAGAUAAACAGAAAAAUGCUGCCGCCACUAAAGAAACAACUAUUUCUUUAACUAAGAAGAAAGCCAAUUUCCUCACACGCUUCAAUUUUCAUAAUAUGAGUGGUUUUGCAGCCCUAGUUAAACGAUCAAACAGAUGGUCAGUGUGGAUAAAACCCGACUUUGGAUGGACCAAGUUGAAUACAGAUGGAUCUAUUGACAAAGAAAAUGCUGGUUUUGGUGGUUUGUUCCGUGACUAUCGGGGUAAUGCUGUAUGUGCAUAUGUCUCGAAAUAUCCAGGAGAUGAUAUUUUCUUGGCUGAACUACGGGCUAUCUGGAGAGGCCUUAUAGUUGCAUUAGGUCUGGGAAUCAAGGUAAUAUGGGUUGAAUCUGAUUCCAUGAGUGUUGUCAAAACUAUCAACAAGGAACAGCCAUAUGGUCCAAAGGCUAGUAGCUGCUUGAAGCACACUUGGAAACUUUUGAAGAAGUUUGACAAAAGUCGCGUUUCUCAUUCCUGGCGUGAAACAAAUAGAGCUGCUGAUUAUCUAGCUAAGAUGGAUCUUUCAGGAAGUGAUGUUGUUCUAUGGCCAGGUGAUUUUCCCUGUGGACUUUCGAGAAUUAUCGAGGAAGAUGCUCUAGGGACGAAGUACUACAGAAGAUAACUCCAAAAACUAACCCUUACCUUGAUAACUGUGUACAUGAAAAGUUAAUUAGCUCACAUCACUAUGAAUGAGAUACGAGCCAGGAAUCAACUUAUUCAAAUGUGCAUGAGGGGCCUUAUUCGAACUGGCUGAGUACCACAAUCACAUGAAUGUGUUUUUAGAGUUUCCUUUUUUCAGCAGCCUCUUGCCUUGUUGGUUAGAUUGUCCCUCCGGUUUCUAAUUUGUUGACCUACUUUGAAAACUUGUAGUUGUAUCCACAAUCUGGCAGAAAGGCAUAUUUUAUGAAUUGUGUUAGCGUGUAAUUAAACUACCGAGUCUUAAACACCUUUUCGUUUAAGAUAGUUUAAAUUCUUGUGAAAUCUGAAUCCAAACACUUGUCGAAUUUAUUUAAGCAAAAAACAGUUUGAUUUCUUCCA
This is a messenger RNA of Olea europaea var. sylvestris, 1887 nucleotides long. RefSeq lists its product as uncharacterized. The record is from RefSeq and is a predicted model, not a curated record. Gene Ontology annotation, molecular function: RNA-DNA hybrid ribonuclease activity; nucleic acid binding. The transcript has 6 exons. The coding region runs from base 167 to 1471 and encodes 434 amino acids. NCBI's taxonomy places the organism in Eukaryota, Viridiplantae, Streptophyta, Magnoliopsida, Lamiales, Oleaceae.